AUAAGCACCAUAGGGUCCAACAAAAGCAACUCAAAGGUGGAAGGUUUCUUGCUCUAAUGGCGAUGAAGGGCAUUUUUAAGGGUUUCAAAUACAUCACGCAAAUAUUUGAGAAUGAGAAGGAACAAGAAAUAGUAAUUGGCAACCCCACAGAUGUAAAACAUGUUGCACACAUUGGUUGGGAUGGUCCAUCUGCAAAUACACCAAGUUGGAUGAAUGAGUUUAAAGGUACUCCAGAAGUGUCCUCAAUGUCUUCAAAUGGUGAAGUUAAGGCGCAAUCACCAAACAAAGAUUCAUUGCUCCAAGAUAUUACGGAAAUGUCAAAGCCAUCGGGUGACCCGUUGGACUGCCUGCCCCGACAUAGUUCUAACAAACCAAAGCAAUCUAGGCGGGGAAGCAAUUCAAUGGAUUCCCCGACCCGAGAUCCAAAUAAGCCUCGACGACACAAGAAUUCAGGUAGUUUCGAUUCCCCGACCCGAGAAUCGUCUAAACGGGCUAUCCGACUCCAAAAUUCCAACCUCGGGCUGGACUCAACUUCUCAAGAUCCGCACCCACCCAAGAUGCCAAAAAAAUCUCGUGGAAAGACAUCCAAGGGCACAUCAAGUGUUGUGUCGAAUAGAUCAUCUAAAUCUAAAGGUCCUAGCUCAUUGACCGGAAAUAAUCAAUACUCGGAUCCUGGAUCUGGGCAAGGGGUAAAUAACAAUGGGACGUGCCCAAAUUCAGUUUUGGAAAUGUAUGAAGACGGGAAAGAAUGUGAUGCGAAAUCAAGAGGAAUUCGAGCCUUGUAAAUUAUAGAGAUUUUAUACAUAAUUUAUUUAUGCAUGUA
Camellia sinensis is the source of this 823-nucleotide messenger RNA. NCBI's taxonomy places the organism in Eukaryota, Viridiplantae, Streptophyta, Magnoliopsida, Ericales, Theaceae. The record is from RefSeq and is a predicted model, not a curated record.